CAACAAGCUGGCUAUAAAUUGCAACGCCAUUCUUGUGUGCGUCCCUUCAUCUACUGUUCUGAAAGAUUUCUGAGUUAAACUUCAUCACUCCAGGUUUUCCUUUUUCCGGUUCUUGAUGGCGUCAAGCGGAGAUCCGAUGGAAUCCAAUUGGAUAGUGGACACUUCCCUAGAGCUUAGCACGUCGUAUCCGAAGAAAGAAAUUGUUCCGGAAAAUGAUAACUCUCGAGGAGGGCGAGGAGAAGAGCUCGUUGUUAAGCAUGAGGCCAGUGCACUGGUCGAGGAGUAUCACCGAAUUAGCCACGAGAACAGGAAGUUGACCGAAACGCUGACCCUUAUGCACGAGAGCUACAAUGCGCUGCGAAACCAAUUGAUUAUCAUGGAGAAUAGAACCUCCGAAAGUGAACUCAGCAUGUCAAGAAAAAGGAAGCAUGAAGCUAAUGUCGCCGCAGAGAGUUGUGGUUACGACGAAGAUCCGAUGUUCAAGAAGCCAAAGGACAGCUUCAAACCCAAGAUCUCUAAAAUCCAUUUCCGAACUGAUGCGUCUGACAUGAGCCUUGUAGUGAAGGAUGGUUAUCAAUGGAGGAAAUAUGGUCAAAAGGUCACAAGAGACAACCCCUCUCCAAGAGCUUACUACAGAUGUUCCUUUGCCCCAACUUGUUCUGUUAAAAAGAAGGUAAAAAAAAGUGUUGAUGACCCGUCCGUCCUAGUGGCCACAUAUGAAGGAGAGCACAACCACCCGGGCCUGUCUGAGCCCGUGAUUCCACUAUAUUCUGAAAAACAGGGGCUGAAUCACGGCACCCCUCCAAUUCCAUCGCCCUCGAAGUCGAGAUCUCCUAGUCCUAGGAAUACUCCGGAUUUGAUGCGCCCAGGAUUCGACACUCUAUCUGCAAAACCGGGCCAAGAAACAGAAGGAACGGCGCCAUUUCAACAGUUUCUGGUGCAGCAGAUGGCCUCUUCCUUGAAAAGAGAUCCCAAUUUCACGGCAGCCCUCGCGGCUGCGAUAUCGGGAAAGAUAUUCGACCAAGCCCGAAUUGAGAAGUGGUGAAUGGACAGGGCAUCAUCGGAGUUGUGUAUUUAGCGUGAUUUACAUAUAGUUCGAGGAUUGAAUUUGAUGGUCGGGUCAUGACGAUGGUCGGUUUUGGAUUGAAGAUGCGAACAUCAAGUUGAUCUGCUCACGAGCUUAUUUUGAGUACAAGCUACUUGUACUCGACUUGAUUGCUUAGAGGUUUAGUCGAAUUUGAGUAGCUUGCAUAUUGUCGGGUGAUUUGACGACAGAGUGUUCAUCUGCUUAUACUA
Syzygium oleosum is the source of this 1296-nucleotide messenger RNA. RefSeq names its product probable WRKY transcription factor 40. The record is from RefSeq and is a predicted model, not a curated record. Gene Ontology annotation, molecular function: DNA-binding transcription factor activity; sequence-specific DNA binding. Bases 116 to 1045 code for a protein of 309 amino acids. Gene Ontology annotation, biological process: regulation of DNA-templated transcription. NCBI's taxonomy places the organism in Eukaryota, Viridiplantae, Streptophyta, Magnoliopsida, Myrtales, Myrtaceae. The transcript is spliced from 5 exons.